Messenger RNA from Pseudopipra pipra, 1822 nucleotides. RefSeq names its product oxidative stress-responsive serine-rich protein 1-like. NCBI's taxonomy places the organism in Eukaryota, Metazoa, Chordata, Aves, Passeriformes, Pipridae. The record is from RefSeq and is a predicted model, not a curated record. Bases 830 to 1714 code for a protein of 294 amino acids. Gene Ontology annotation, biological process: cellular response to hydrogen peroxide. The transcript is spliced from 4 exons.
AAGAUAAAACUUUGAAGAGAUGAAAUUCAAAAACUAUAAAAUUCCGAAAGAUAAAAUUUUGAAGGUACGAAAUUUAAAAACUGUAAAAUUUUGAAAAGAUAAAAUUUUAAAAUAUAAGUUUUAAAAGUACUUGUUCUGCAUUGUUUUGAGCAUUUGCUGUGUUGGUGAUGAAGGGCAGCACGAUAAAAUAUUUCAUCUAAAACUGAUACUAUAUUUUCAGUCAUGUACCAUCAUUUUUAAAAUUUUAACCCUCAUCCUCCUGCUAAGGUUAUAUAAUACAGGAGUUUGGUAUGGAAAAAAAAGAAAAAAUAUGUAGCCUGAUUUUUAAAAUUUUAUUUUAUUUUAUUUUAAAGAAUCAUCUAAAGAUGAUUAAGGGGGCCAAGGAAAAAACUGAAGUAGGGACCAUCUGUUUCACCAGAGCAGUAGUAUUUGGCUAAGAGAGUAUAUGAAAUAGUAACUUGCUCAGAUUCCUGUUGUCAGUGUCUGUGUAAGUUCCUCUCGUGUUUACUCACUCUCUGACUCACUGGACAACAUGUGCCUUGAAAUUGUUAUGAUACAUUAUCCUUCUGUGUGUGUCAUCAGAGCUGUCUGCAAUCCAGGGUGUCCAGGUGAAAUCACAGCCCAGGGAGCAGCCAGAACAACAGCAGGGAGAGCUGCCACCUCCAACGGGAUUGAGGUGCUGAGGGAGCAGGGAUUGCCCCUCUCUGUCUGCAUAAAUUACUGAGCUGCAGAGGUUCAGAUGACCAGUCCCUUCAUCAUCUCAGUGGCCCUUCGCUGGGUCCUCUCCAGCAGCAGUACAUGGUAACUCCAUCACCUUCUGGCCAUCCCAAUGAUGAAAUCAGAAGCUAAGGAUGGAGAAGAGGAAAGCCUGCAGACAGCAUUCAAAAAGCUGAGAGUUGACACAGCUGGAUCUACUACUUCUCUCUCUGUGGGUGAAGGGACAAGUCCCAGAGCACUAGUUAGAACAGUGGCAGAUGAAACCAAACCUAAGACUGUGUGUGCUUCAAAGGAAACCUGGCAUGGGUCUAUGAAGAAGCCUCCGAGAGGAGUCGUGAGAACCCAGCGUCGCAGGCGUUCCAAGUCUCCCAUUCUUCAUCCUCCAAAGUUCAUCCACUGCAGCACAAAAUCGCAUUCCACGUGCAGCCAGCUGGUGCAGAAGAGCCAGCUGGAUGCCCAGGACGACAGCAGUGGGUUUGGGAUGCCAGUCUCCAGGGAAGCUGGUGCACACGGACGAUGCAGCGCUGCUCCUGACCUUGGCCACAAGGGAGCUGAGGUUGAGGCUUUGGGGGUUUCUGUUACACAGUUGACAUCGGAGAACAGGCAGGAGAACUCUCCAGCUGCAGCUUCUCUGGUGCCCAAAGCCAGCCUAAAGACUACGGAGCUUUCUGACUUCCAGUCCAUGUGCAAGCUGAACACGAGUAAGCCGUGUGCCUGUGCAGGUAAAGCCUGUCAGUGCAAACUGUGGCAAGACAUGGAAGUGUACAAAUUCUCUGGCUUGCAAAACAGCCUCCCCCUGGCACCCGACAGAACAGUUUCUGAGGAUCACUCACAGCCUUUGCCAUCAAGAACUCCCUCAAGUUCUCCACGCUCUUGCUCUGAGCAAGCCAGGGCCUUUGUGGAUGAUGUGACAAUAGAAGACCUUUCGGGAUACAUGGAGUAUUACUUGUAUAUUCCAAAGAAAAUGUCUCACAUGGCAGAAAUGAUGUACACCUGACAGCAAUGAGCGCCAGAAGGGUGGCUGGUUUAAAUCUGCUGUCACACUCAUGUGAAGAUCCAACCCACUCCCUGCUCACUUGCAAUAAAAACACUUCUUUGCAUCUCA